UUCUUUUCAACCAAAACAUUAAUUCUUGUAAUAACAAACCAAUCAAGAAAUGGAAAAGACAAUAAUGUCCUUUCUUUCUCUUACACUUCUUUUCAUUUUCUUUUUCUUGUCAUCAACUCUUGUAAUGGUAGAAUCAGAAAAGCUAUUCAAUGUGCAAAGCUAUGGAGCCAAGCCGGACGGUUCAACUGACUCGACCAAGGCGUUUAUCGCUGCAUGGGGCGAUGCCUGCGAUUCUGAUGCUCCGGCCACUAUGUACAUUCCGGCAGGGAGAUUUUCUUUAGGCAAAUUGGAGUUUUUAGGCCCAUGCAAGAAUGCCAUUGAAGUUAGUAUUGAUGGUACCCUUUUGGCUCCGUCGGAUUAUUCUGCUAUUGGUGAUGAAAAUGUCUGGAUACUCUUCGAGCAUGUUGACGGAGUUAGAGUUUCCGGUGGUGUACUUGACGGUCGAGGCUCUGGAUUGUGGUCUUGCAAAUCUUCCGGCAAGAAUUGCCCUGAAGGUGUAACGUCACUAAAAUUUUUCAAUUCCAACAACAUUGAAAUCAACGGCUUAGCAUCAGAAGACAGCCAAAAGUUUCACAUUGACAUUAAUAACUGCCGGAACGUCAAACUACAAAAUGUGAAAGUGUCGGCUUCCGGCGACAGCCCUAACACCGAUGGAAUUCACGUCGGAGAAUCGACAGGUGUCACAAUCUUGAACUCCAAGAUCGGAACAGGUGACGAUUGCGUAUCGGUUGGCCCCGGAACCACUAAUUUAUGGGUCGAAAAUGUUGCUUGCGGACCAGGCCAUGGAAUCAGCAUUGGAAGCUUAGGCAAGGACGACAAUGAAGCCGGAGUACAAAAUGUUACGGUUAAGACCACCACAUUUUCCGGCACCCGUAACGGUUUAAGGAUUAAAACGUGGGGAAAACCUAGCAGCUGUUUUGCUAAGAACAUUCUUUUCCAACAUUCUGUGAUGACCAAUGUUGAAAACCCCAUUGUUAUUGAUCAGAAUUACUGUCCUGACGGCGAGGAUUGUCCUGGCCAGCAAUCUGGAGUCGAAAUUAGUGAUGUAACAUACCAAGACAUUCAUGGAUCAUCAGCAACAGAAGUAGCAGUGAAAUUCGAUUGCAGCAAAAGCACUCCAUGCACUGGAAUUGAAUUAGAAGAUGUGAAAUUAACAUAUAAUAACAAGCCAGCCGAAUCAUCCUGUUCCAAUGCCGCCGGCUCGGCUUCUGGAGUUCUUAAGCCUUUAAGCUGUCUUUAGCUGAGGAAAUAUCGUCUGCAAGUUCAAGUUUCAGGAUUUCCAAUUAAAAAGAAUGUCAUAGAAUCCAAUUAAGUAUAGUAAUUUUUAUGAUUGUUUGCAUUAAUUAGAGCAUAUAAUAGGUUUUAUUAUUGCCUGAGCCUGUGGCUUUCAGGAUCAUAUAAGUUUGUAGGAGCCCGGCUCUGCUAGAGUAUGUUAAUUUUCUGUUGUUUUUAGUCUUAAUUUAUACGAAAUGAUAUUUGUGGUGUUUGAUAUAA
Molecule: messenger RNA, 1494 nt
Organism: Mercurialis annua (annual mercury)
Lineage: Eukaryota; Viridiplantae; Streptophyta; Magnoliopsida; Malpighiales; Euphorbiaceae
Product: polygalacturonase-like
Exons: 4
Coding region: 50-1240 (396 amino acids)
Biological process (GO): carbohydrate metabolic process
Molecular function (GO): polygalacturonase activity
Source: RefSeq, a predicted model, not a curated record